Molecule: messenger RNA, 2940 nt
Organism: Gamsiella multidivaricata
Lineage: Eukaryota; Fungi; Mortierellomycota; Mortierellomycetes; Mortierellales; Mortierellaceae
Exons: 4
Coding region: 255-2750 (831 amino acids)
Source: RefSeq, a predicted model, not a curated record
CUCAUAUAAAAGGAACUGACACCCACUCUUUCUGGUCCCUCAUACUCUUCCUUCUUUCUUUCCAGUAGCCCCACCCUAUUGUAAUAUUCUCUGCACAUACUCCUGUCAAUCCUGUCAAUCCUCUCAAGCCAGCACUUUCUCUCUUCAUACCAUCGCACCAUUGAUCCAACUCAUCCACUAUUUCCACUAUUUCCACUAUUUCCACUAUCUCUACCUCAACCCUUGUAAAUUUGUAAAUACAUCUCCCCGCAAUCAUGUCUAACCAGGUCGCAGCAGCCGAAACCUCCCACCGCAAUGUCCCCAUUGCAGACAGCGGUGCCAAGAUUCCGCAGCAUAUCAAGCAGGUCGACCGCAACCAAAAAUUCAAGCUCUUCGAAUGUCUCCAAGCACUCGUGAAGGGCCGUCUCCCGACGAACGAACAGAUCGACCACUUCCUCGCCAUGGCCCAGAACUCGCCCACUCUCGACGCACGCGCACACAUGCUCUCUGCCGACGGACGCGCCCUCUACAAGGACUUCCAGGAGCUCAUGCGCAUAACCCGUGGCGUCGUCUACGAGAAGAACGAGCAGGAGCUCUUCCAGAACUUCAUCUAUCAUUGCACCCAGGCCUCAGACUCUGUCUCUUCCAACGUUGAUGCACCCCGUCUCGAUGUCGGUGUCUCCGCGAACACUGCCAAGAAGGAGGGCAAGCAGACUCUCGACGAUAUGGUCGCGGUCGCCAAGCUGGUCACCACCAACUCUGAAUUCAGAUCUAUCCUGAACGAGCUCUUCCAGUUGGCUAGGGAGGUCUUUAGCGACAGUGCCAACAAGGUCGCCCAGAAUGCCCAGACUGCUGGUGACAAGAUGGCAUCCGCCUCUGCAAAUUUCUCGCAAAGUGCCGCCCAGGCCUCCCAGACUGGUGGUGCCAGGCUCCAGGAGGGAAUCUACAGGGCCACAGACAGGAUCCAAAAUGUCGCUGACGAUGCUCAGACUGACCCUAUGGUCACUGCCCGUGGUGCUCGUGAUGACCUUAUCGGUCAGAAGAACCAGGGCAUGGAAGCCGCCAGAAAUCAGGUCCAAGAUGUGAGGCAACAGAUGGCCCAGCAGACCGGGGCCUUCAAGCAACAAGCUCAGGCUCAGGCUCAGCAGUCCAAGGAAGAUGCCAUCAAUUACGCCAACACCAAGAUGCCAGCAGAGAAGCGUAGCGAGUUGAUCGAGAGACUCAAGGUGAUCCUCGGACAGGUUCAGGCUGAUCCUCAGUACCAGAAGGCUAUUGACUCUGUCAUGGACCUCUUCGGCACAUGGCGCCAGCGCGCCAAAAAUCCCGCUGGUAACAUCGCCGGCGAAGCAAGCAAGGUUACCAAUGACUCCAACGUUGAGGCUGCCAUUAUCGAGUUCAAGGUCAUCCUUCAGCGUUGGGCCCAGGGUUAUACCUUGGAUCCCAUGAUCGAAUUGGUCCAGAGUAUGUGGCACAGAACUAUGGUCGACCCCGACCUGAGCCAGUUCGUUGACCAGCUCUCGAUCUUCAUGUCGAAGGCUGUUCGUGAGCCCAACUAUGUCACUUCAGAUGCGAUCAACAGCGAUGCCUCGACUCUGAUUGACCAUGGCCAGACCUUGUUGAAGGUCAAGUACAGGGCCGACACUGAGGCCUUGUUGAACGAGGGUCAGAUCUUUAUCGAGAAGUUGAACAAUGACCCCAAGUCCAGGGAGGUUUCCGCUCAGUUCCAGAAGUUUGCCAGCGACCUCUUCUACGACAAGCACGGAAAUAUGCAAUUCAAGCCGCAUUUGUUUGACGACUUCCGCUAUGUCUUGAUGCCCUCGAUGUUGGAGUCCUUCCGCUUCAUCCCCGUCCCCCGUGUGGAGUACUCGGAUCUGAAGGUCGACCUCAUGUUUGACAACAUGAUCGUCACCAGCACCGAUCUGUUGCCCCGUCUGUUCGAGAUGCACAUCAACAACACCAUUCGUAUGGCCCCCCGCGGCAACGCCAACCGUUCCCACGACACCAACAAGCACGAGUUCGACGUGCUGCUCGAGGGUAUCGAGGCCAACAUCCGCGAUGUCGAUUACUACGUCAAGACCAAGGAAGGCUUCCGCUUCCAGGACCGUGGUAUCGCCGACGUCUUGAUCAACAAGAAGGGUAUGGAUAUCCGUAUCAAGGGUAGGAAGACGACCGAUGACAAGAACAACAACACCACUGAAGUACCGUCGCUUAUCACCCUUGAGAGUGUCAACGUCAAGAUCCACGCCUUGUCGAUCAAGAUGCGCAAGUCGAACCACCCGAUCAUGUAUGCGUUCGCUCAGCCCUUCAUCAAGACUGUCGUCAAGAACGCUAUCGCUCAUGCGCUCGAGACUCAGAUUAAGGAGGCCAUGGUCUCCGGUGACAGGGCCGCUGCGACCUCGCUCCGCGACUCCCGCAUCCGCACUGGCAAGAACACGUUCGGUGCCCUGUUCGAUUCCGCUUCGUCGUUUGUGUCGAACAAGGUCAGCCCUGACGAGAAGACCAAGGCCAAGAACGAGCGCAGGAAGAAUACGGGCCAGUACAACCGUACGUCGCGUGUCAUCUUUGACGAGGAUGGUCUGUGCGUCCUUGACCCUGUCAAGCACAUGGAGCUUAAGGUUGGACAGCCCUUGAAGGAGGAUCCCAACAGCAUGCCCGUUGCAGCUCCUUGGGCCAGCUCCGCGUUCAAUAUGGAUGAGGAUGAUAUGCGUCUGAGGGAGCACGAUCAGCACCUUCCAGGCAUGCGUCGUACCCAGGGCACCCUUGCCAUGUAAAUUGUCGACAGUCAAGGAAAGGAUCCUUAUCUCCACUUCAUCACUCCUUUCGAUUUUUUCUUUUAUAUUUUUCUUUUCUUUCUUUCCCCCCCUCCCCCUCCACCACUAAUGUCGUAUUCAACACUGUCAAAUAGCAGAUAGUAUCAGAUAGUACCAACAUCUGCAAUGAAAAUUCCAUGACUAUUCAGUC